Molecule: messenger RNA, 519 nt
Organism: Hordeum vulgare subsp. vulgare (domesticated barley)
Lineage: Eukaryota; Viridiplantae; Streptophyta; Magnoliopsida; Poales; Poaceae
Product: cysteine proteinase inhibitor 8-like
Exons: 1
Coding region: 51-410 (119 amino acids)
Molecular function (GO): cysteine-type endopeptidase inhibitor activity
Source: RefSeq, a predicted model, not a curated record
GUUUCUAUACAAACUCCAUCUCAAGGUAACAUAGCCGCUGCCAACACAGAAUGAGAACUACCAGCUUCCUCCUCCUCCUCCUUGCCGGUGCUGCUAAUCUAUACCUAAUUGUCUCACCAACUAAAGCGCUUGGUGGGGAAUGGCAACCGAUCCCCAAUGUCGCUGACGCUCAUGUCCAAGGGAUCGGCAAGUGCGCGGUGGACGAGCAAAACAAGGUGACAAACUGCGGCCUCAGGUUCGCCAAGGUUGUGAGCGGCAAGGUUCAAAACACAGGCGUCACUACAUACCUGCUUGACGUUGACGCACUGCGGCUCGACGGCUCGCACAAAAUAUAUCAGGUGGAGGUGGUCGAGCAGAACUCUUCGGGCAGUUCCACAUGCAAGCUUGUCUCCUUUGGCCCAAACUGUUGAGCGAUCGAUGGCUGUUGUAGUGACGGAUCGCUGAGGUUCUUGUUGCAUGAUGUAUGAUGAUGCCAUCAUUUUCAAGCCAACAAUAAUAAAUAAUUCCGUUCCAUAUUUA